Messenger RNA from Cynocephalus volans (Philippine flying lemur), 3158 nucleotides. RefSeq names its product protein kinase AMP-activated catalytic subunit alpha 1 (gene PRKAA1). The coding region runs from base 1 to 1902 and encodes 633 amino acids. Gene Ontology annotation, biological process: protein phosphorylation; intracellular signal transduction. Lineage: Eukaryota; Metazoa; Chordata; Mammalia; Dermoptera; Cynocephalidae. Gene Ontology annotation, molecular function: AMP-activated protein kinase activity; ATP binding. The transcript has 9 exons. Gene Ontology annotation, cellular component: cytoplasm. The record is from RefSeq and is a predicted model, not a curated record.
AUGCGGAUCAAGGAAGCGGGUACCGGUGCCCCUCUCAGCGACCCCCGCUCGCCCCGCCAGGGGGAGCGUUUGUGCCCGACGGCCAGCUGCAGGAACUGGGCAGGCGGCGCAGGGCGGCGGCUCCGCACCACGGCUGCCCUCCCGCGUCCCCACCCCCUCCCUGGCCGCCCGCCCGCCCCCGGCGCGGCCCUGCCCGCCCCCUCCGCCCCCUCCCGCGGCGCCCUGCGCAGACUCAGUUCCUGGAGAAAGAUGGCGACAACCGAGAAGCAGAAACACGACGGGCGAGUGAAGAUCGGCCACUACAUCCUGGGAGACACGCUGGGGGUCGGCACCUUCGGCAAAGUGAAGGUUGGCAAACAUGAAUUGACCGGACAUAAAGUUGCUGUGAAGAUACUCAAUCGACAGAAGAUUCGAAGCCUUGAUGUGGUAGGAAAAAUCCGCAGAGAAAUUCAGAACCUCAAGCUUUUCAGGCAUCCUCAUAUAAUUAAAUUGUACCAGGUCAUCAGUACACCAUCUGAUAUUUUCAUGGUGAUGGAAUAUGUCUCAGGAGGAGAGCUAUUUGAUUAUAUCUGUAAAAAUGGAAGGCUGGAUGAAAAAGAAAGUCGACGACUAUUCCAACAAAUCCUUUCUGGUGUGGAUUAUUGCCAUAGGCAUAUGGUAGUCCAUAGAGAUUUGAAACCUGAAAAUGUCCUGCUUGAUGCACACAUGAAUGCAAAGAUAGCUGAUUUUGGUCUUUCAAACAUGAUGUCAGAUGGUGAAUUUUUAAGAACAAGUUGUGGCUCACCCAACUAUGCUGCACCAGAAGUAAUUUCAGGAAGAUUGUAUGCAGGCCCAGAGGUAGAUAUAUGGAGCAGUGGGGUUAUUCUCUAUGCUUUAUUAUGUGGAACGCUUCCAUUUGAUGAUGAUCAUGUGCCAACUCUUUUUAAGAAGAUAUGUGAUGGGAUCUUUUAUACCCCUCAGUAUUUAAAUCCUUCCGUGAUUAGCCUUUUGAAACAUAUGCUACAGGUGGAUCCCAUGAAGAGGGCCACAAUCAGAGAUAUCAGGGAACAUGAAUGGUUUAAACAGGACCUUCCAAAAUAUCUCUUUCCUGAGGAUCCAUCAUACAGUUCGACCAUGAUUGAUGAUGAAGCCUUAAAAGAAGUAUGUGAAAAAUUUGAAUGCUCAGAAGAGGAGGUUCUCAGCUGCCUUUAUAACAGAAAUCACCAGGACCCUUUGGCAGUUGCCUACCACCUCAUAAUAGAUAACAGGAGAAUAAUGAAUGAAGCCAAAGAUUUCUAUUUGGCAACAAGCCCGCCUGAUUCUUUUCUCGAUGAUCACCAUUUGACUCGGCCCCACCCUGAAAGAGUACCAUUCUUGGUUGCUGAAACACCAAGGGCACGUCAUACCCUCGAUGAAUUAAACCCACAGAAAUCCAAACACCAAGGUGUAAGGAAAGCAAAAUGGCAUUUGGGAAUCAGAAGUCAAAGUCGACCAAAUGAUAUCAUGGCAGAAGUAUGUAGAGCAAUUAAACAAUUGGAUUAUGAAUGGAAGGUUGUAAACCCAUAUUAUUUGCGUGUACGAAGGAUGAAUCCUGUGACAAGCACAUACUCCAAAAUGAGUCUGCAGUUAUACCAAGUGGAUAGUAGAACUUACUUAUUGGAUUUCCGUAGUAUUGAUGAUGAAAUUACAGAAGCCAAAUCUGGGACUGCUACUCCACAGAGAUCGGGAUCAGUUAGCAACUAUCGAUCUUGCCAAAGGAAUGAUUCAGAUGCUGAGGCUCAAGGAAAAUCCUCAGAAGUUUCUCUUACCUCAUCUGUGACCUCACUUGACUCUUCUCCUGUUGACUUAACUCCAAGACCUGGAAGUCACACAAUAGAAUUUUUUGAGAUGUGUGCAAAUCUAAUUAAAAUUCUUGCACAGUAAACCUAAAACUUUGCUUAUUUCUUUGAUAGCAAUAAGCAGACAUAAUAAAUCAUAGCCAAAUGCUUCCAUUUAUAAUCAAGUUAUACAUAAUUAUAACUGAGGAUUGGCAUUCUGAAACGCAAGUUACACAGGGAUUGGAAUGUGAUUAAUAGUUAAAAGCCUAAUGUGCAGAAAUGAAUUAAGAUCAUUUUGUUGUUCAUUAUUCAGAAGGCAUAUAGUGUAAUAUAAUAUGUACAAUGAAUUAUAGGUCUCUCAGGCUCACUUGAUUUUUGGCUAUUUUAUAUUUAGUGUACACAGGACUUUGAGAAUAUUAAUUUACCAUAAAGGCCUUCGUAUAUUAUUACAUGUUUAUGUGUUACAUAUUUGCUUCACAAAUUUGUUCAGUAAAUAUUUGCCUAGAAUUCCCAGAGACCUUUUAUAGGUGAUUUUGUUUUCUGGGCUUCUUAACUUCUUAAAUAGCUAGUAUCUUUCAACAGUAGUAACAGUCUGGAUAACUUCUUCCAUAUCCCCCUCUUAAAAUUCUGUAGUAUAUGUAAGUCAUAUCAGAUAUUAGACCCAAUUACAUUUUUUAAAAAUUUUUUAAUUCCAAAAACGUACAGAAUUCAUAUAUUCACAUACUCUAGGCACUAAGUUUAAUCUUACAAUUUGUCCCACUAUAUUCUGUACGUAAAGUGUUCUUUUUUUUUUACAAGAGCUGAGUUGUAUACACUGUAAAUAAAUAAUUGUUUUUGCCAAUUUCACAAAUUCCCCUGGCUCAUCAUGUCAGUCAGUAUUGAAUGUAUGCAAAAAUUUCUAUUCGAUUAUGUAUCUUUUAAAUUGAUUCAAUGCAUAGAAAGACCAUCUUUUAUAAACUUUAAAAGCUUGGUUAUUAUUUUUUCCCCCAAAUUCUAUUAUGAAUAUCUUUAAAAACAGAAAAAUUGAAAACUGUAGAGUGAUCACACAUGUAUCUACCAUUUAGAUUCAACAAUUAUUAACCCUUUGCUAUAUUUGCUUUUUCUAUAUAUGUAUAAAGAUAGUUAUGCAUAUAUAUGUGUGUAAUAUGUUUUUUCCUGAACCAUAAUGUCAGACACUUAUCACCCCCAUGUACUUCAAACAUCUCCUAAAAAUAAUGACAUUCUCCUAAAAAACCAUAUACCAUUACGAAAUUAAUAAUUCCCUAAUAUCUAAUACUCAGUCCAUAUUUAAAUUUCUCCAGUGAUCCUCCAAAUUUCUCUUAUAGCUGGUUAUUUCAAAUCAGGAUCCAAUUAAAGUUUUCA